AUGACAUACACACAGGAAACACAUAGGGUAGGGUAUAUCCGUGGUAACGGGUGCUAUUUCGCCUCGGAAACUUGGUGGCCGGGCCGAACCAGAUCAAAGAAGAAUGCUCUAAACAAACCGAUCUCGACCUCGAAUAUAGUGGAUAGCCAUAUAAACCUGCUCAAUAAAGUGGUAAUUACCUGCACAAGAGCAAUCCUCCCAGUAUACAAAACCACAAACAUAGCAGUACUCUACGAAGAAGCCAAACUCAGACCAUCCGAGAUCGAGCUAAACCAGAUCUCACAAUCAUAUGCAGCACGAACCACCAGAUUAGACCCCUACCACCCUCUCAGAAUCAGAGCAGAGAACAUAACCAAAGCCAAAGAACAGAACCGCAUCCCAGACACAAGAUUCGCAAGGCUCAUCACAGCAUUACCGGAGACUGAACACAUAAACCCCUUGGCCUCCCCCCCCUGGGAAAUCAGAGAGUCGAGGGCAGAGGCCGAGGCCCGUAUCAAUGGUCCGAUGGGCAGAACGAAGGCACAAGCAGCCGAAGACUUCAAAGCCUUCCACGCUAAGAUCCCAAGAAGCGAUAUACAAAUCUUCUCGGAUGGCUCAAAAAGUGAAAGCAAGGAUGGCGCAACCGGGGGCGGAUUCGUAAUCUCACAAUUCGAUAUUCAGAUAGCACAUUAUUCUUUUUCAUUAGGUAUAAAUGCAGAAGUGUUCGAUGCAGAAGCCACAGCCGCAGUAGCAGGGGCAGCAAAAGCCCUCACUCUAGCAUCAACCAAACUGGCUACAGAUCUCUGGAUCUUCUUAGACAACCACGAGGCUGCUCUCUGA
Messenger RNA from Sclerotinia sclerotiorum 1980 UF-70, 819 nucleotides. RefSeq lists its product as hypothetical. The transcript has 3 exons. NCBI's taxonomy places the organism in Eukaryota, Fungi, Ascomycota, Leotiomycetes, Helotiales, Sclerotiniaceae. The record is from RefSeq and is a predicted model, not a curated record. Bases 1 to 819 code for a protein of 272 amino acids.